CCUAGCUCCUCCUCUGAUAUUAAGAUGACACUUUUUAUAGAGCUGCAGUUUCCAAACUGCCAUCAUUCUGCUGUGGGAUCCUCAACUGGGAGGCGACAAAACAGCAGGUCACCAUGAGCCAAGUGACAAUCAAGGAUGUAGAAGUCCUCAACUGUGAAUAUGGCAAGAACACGAUUAAGUUCCUUCGCCUCCACAGAGAGGGGAAGAAGCACUUUGUUAAAGAAGUGGAGGUGUGCACGCAUCUCCGGCUGACCUCUGCUCAGGAGUACCUGGAGGGAAACAACUCUCUUGUGAUACCUACUGACACCAUGAAGAAUAUCGUCCUUGUGUUGGCCAAAAAAAAUGGGAUCCCAACUAUAGAACAGUUUGCUAUAGAUAUCUGCAAACACUUCAUGACAACAUUUUGCCAAGUGGCGUACGUCAAAACCUACGUUCAAGAAGUGCCAUGGCAACGUCUACACGAGAACGGCGUUCCUCACAUCCACUCGUUUAUAUGUGUUCCUGAUGGGAUCCGCUUUUGUGAAGCUGAGCAGUGCCGAAAUGGUCCUCUGGUUCUUUUUUCUGGAAUUAAAGAUCUGAAACUUAUGAAAACAACACAGUCUGGGUUCGAAGGCUUCUUUAAGAAUGAACACACCACACUUCCUGAAAGGCACGACAGGAUUUUAUGUGGAGAGCUCUUCUGCAAAUGGUCAUAUGGCGAAUGUAGGGAUUUUGACUUCGAUUGCAUAUGGAACAAAGUCCGCGAGUGUAUCCUUGAAGCCUUUGCUGGGCCACCUGACUGUGGGGAAUAUUCACCCUCUUACCAGAAGACUGUCAACAGUAUCCAGAUGUAUAUCCUUUCCAAAGUGCCACAGGUACAGGUCAUAGAAACCGUCUUGAACAACACUUUUUACAAUGUUGUAGACAUGAAGAACCUAGGCUUGACCAACGACAAAGAAGUUCUGGUUCCAGUGGAAACUCCCUAUGGCUCCUGCACUUGCACACUUGGCAGGAAGAAGUUCUUAGAAGCACAAGCCCAUGUGCUAAAAGAUGAGAGGCAAAGUCAGUUUGUACUGACAGCUGCCCAGGGAAACUAAACCUCUUGGCUACACUCACACCUUCCUGGUAACCUCACAGUAUGGCUUUCCCAGCAACGUACCUCCUUAUCAGCCGCUUCCACUGCUGACUGCUUUUCCCUCUAUGAAAUCCUGAGGUUGGGGCUUCUGAAGGACCCUCAAGAAUUCAGAAAUCAAAGUCUGACCCUGAAUCUCAGUGCGAUUUGCAGACUGAAACUCCACAUGCUCUUUUGAAAAUCCCAGCCGGAAACAUUACAGUCAAUUAAUUUUUAAACCAGCUAUUCCCAGACAUCUUAAUGAAACAAUGAAUUCGAUAAUGUCUGUAAUAUGUUUUUGACAUGUAAAAUCAGCAACUCUGUAUAUUCUAUUUAUUAAUGUUCCUUUAGCAAAAUUUAUAUACAGGCAUGAGACCAGAUGUUUCAUUGAUGUAACCUCUUGAUGCCACGCUGAUCUACAGAGCUGAGGGUCUGACCCAGAAACUGAAUAGAGAAUCAGUCAGACACUGAUUUCUUUGUGAAGGAAAUGGGGGGGGAAAUAAGUUUCUAUUCUAUUUCCUUUGCAGUGUGAAUAGUUACAGCUGUUAACUAAUUUCUCUGGAAGUAUUCUGACUGCGUAGCUGCUGCUGCUGCUACUCCUCAGACUAUACAGUUGCUAUAUAAUUACUUCUAUAUUAAUCACUGAGGUGUUUGAGGUUUUGGACUAUCUCUGUAAGUUUAAUUAAAGAGGUUUUUUUAGUCUCAUGUGAUCUUAUCAUGACUUCUGAGCAGGCAGGAGUAAACCUAAGUAACCCUAUUACUUUCGGAAGGGGCAGGGAGAAAGCUAGACAGACAAACAAUGCCUAUCUUUUUAUUUAUUUACACUUUUAGCUUUUGCCGGGGACAUUCAUUCUUACCUUGUUUGGUUGUGUGGUAUUGUGCUUGUGGGCUUAUGUUUUGCUAUUUCUGCUAUCUUUAGGUGCUUGUAAUUUAUUAAUGUAUCUUUUAAGGGCAAAUAAAGAGCAACACUGAAAAAUAAA
Molecule: messenger RNA, 2070 nt
Organism: Columba livia (rock pigeon)
Lineage: Eukaryota; Metazoa; Chordata; Aves; Columbiformes; Columbidae
Product: uricase
Exons: 8
Coding region: 114-1076 (320 amino acids)
Biological process (GO): urate catabolic process; purine nucleobase catabolic process
Cellular component (GO): peroxisome
Molecular function (GO): urate oxidase activity
Source: RefSeq, a predicted model, not a curated record